UGUAAUUUUACUCUUGAUUAUUCAGUUACAAUGUACUUGCCAUUGACAUGGGAGAAUUUUGAGACUUGAUGCACGAGCUUCAAAACUAUACUAAAUUUUAUCUCCCGGUGUUUUCCAAUUAGGGAAAACUUACAUCAGUUUUGUCAAGAUCGAGACUCCUAGCUGCUUCGAGACACCUGAUAAAGUAAAUUCAAGGAGUAAUAUUUAACAAUAUGGCAGUUACUUGGUCUGGAAGAUGGAAUCAUGUGAGAAAAGUAACAGAGAGAACUGGACCUUUUGCUCAUCCAGAUUUUGAGCCAAGCACUGAGACAUUACAGUUUUUACAAGAAGUUUGUCAUAUUCUAGUAAUUGGUGCUGGAGGAUUAGGAUGUGAAUUAUUAAAGGAUUUGGCAUUAUUAGGAAUACGUAAUAUAGAUGUUAUAGACAUGGACACUAUUGAUGUAUCUAAUUUAAACAGACAAUUUCUCUUCAGACCAAAAGAUGUUGGAAAAACAAAAGCUGAAACAGCUGCUAAUUUUAUAAACCAGAGAAUACCUGGAUGUAAUGUAACAGCUCAUUUUGCAAAAAUUCAAGAUUUUGAUGCUUCCUUUUAUAGAAAAUUUCAUAUAAUAGUAUGUGGAUUAGAUUCAAUAAUUGCUCGACGGUGGAUAAAUGGAAUGCUAAUAAGUAUGUUAAACUACGAAGAUGGUGAAUUAGAUCAGUCCAGUAUAAUACCUAUGGUUGAUGGAGGUACAGAAGGUUUUAAAGGCAAUGCUAGAGUUAUCUUACCUGGUAUGACAGCUUGUGUUGAUUGCACAUUAGAUCUUUAUCCUCCACAGGUUAAUUUUCCUUUAUGUACUAUAGCCCAUACACCCAGACUACCAGAACACUGUAUAGAAUAUGUUCGUAUAUUGUUAUGGCCUAAAGAAGAACCGUUUGGAGCUGGUGUAGCUAUUGAUGGAGAUGAUCCUGCUCACGUUAGCUGGAUUCUAGAAAAAUCGCAAGAAAGAGCGAAUGAAUAUAAUAUUAGUGGUAUAACUUAUAGAUUAACUCAAGGUGUUGUUAAAAGAAUCAUACCGGCUGUAGCAUCAACAAAUGCUGUUAUUGCAGCUGCCUGCGCUACAGAAGUAUUUAAAUUAGCUACAAGUUGUUGUCAACCUCUCAAUAAUUAUAUGAACUUUACUGAUAUAGAAGGUGUUUAUACUUAUACAUUUGAAGCAGAAAAAAAAGAGGAUUGUGUUGCUUGCAGUCAAAAACCUCAAAAGAUAUCAUUUUGUGAAAGUGAUAAACUUCAAGAUAUACUUACAUAUUUAUUAGAAAGUACAACUUAUCAGAUGAAAUCACCAAGUAUUACAACUGCUAUUAACGGUAAAAAUAGAACAUUAUAUAUGCAGUCUGUGAAAUCUAUAGAAGAAAAAACACGAGCUAAUCUUAAGAAGUCAUUGGCAGAAUUGGAAUUGUGUAGUGGACAAGAAUUAUAUGUAGCUGACCCUACAACACCUUCGUCACUAACUUUUAUACUUCAAAUGGGAACAAAGAUGGAAUGAGUAUUUCAGACUGGAAUGGCAAUAAUCUGAAUACUAAUAAUUGACCUUUGUUAGUUUCUUAAUUUAAGAUUAUAACUAGUAAAAAAAUCAUGCUUGGUUGUCUUCAAAAAAAAAUAUGUUAUGGGGGCAAUUGCGUUCAAAAAAAUAUUACGAACAUAUGAAAUAUGUGAAAGUUUCACAUUUCACGAUAUUUGACUACAUGAAUAUACUCCUGCUUCAGACUCGCAUUCCGUCUUCCUUAGCCCGGUUUGUGCAGAAAAGUAGGAUGUUAAACCCCAUUUUAUUCAUUAAUUCAGCCUUACAUAAGUUACAUUAGAUUAUAUUUAUUAGUAGGCCCUAUGUGGGAUUGUAUGAUUUUAUAUGCGCCCACAUGGAAAUGUGGUCAUAUAUUGCCGUCGCCCCUGUCCGUACGUCGUCCACAAUUUCUUGUGAACACUCUACAGACUACAUUUAUCAUCUGAUUGUUUUAAAUAGGUAAAUGUUGUUUACAUUAGUGAGAUGAGGAAACCUAUUUAAUUUCAAUAAUUUCUGUUAAUUUCUUCUGGAGUUAUGGCCCUUGUUUCACUUUGUUGACCCUUGUGAGUGCUCUAACAACAAAAGUUAUCAUCCGCUCUGUAUAGAAUUUAUAUGCAUCAUUUAAAUUAGUAAAACGAAGAAGCCUAUUAAAUUUCAGCAUUUUCCGUUAAUUACGUCUAGAGAUAUCACCCUUGUUUAACUUUGUUGAACCUUGUGAACAUUCUAAUGACGAAAGUUAUCAUUUGAUAUGUACAAAUUUUAUAUGCAGCAUUUAAAUUAGUGAAACGAAGAAUCCUAUUGAAUUUCAAUAAUUUACAAUAAUUACUUGUAGAGUUAUGGCCCUUGUUGAACCUUGUGAACACUUGAACGAUGGAAGUUAUCAUCGGAUCUGUAUGAAAUUUAUAUGCAUUAUUUAAAUUAGUGAAAUGAAGAAUCCUAUUGAAUUUCUGUCAAUUACUUCUAAAUUUAUGGCCCUUGUUUUACUUUGUUGAACUUGUGAACGUACAAAUGACAAAAGUUAUAAUCCGAUCUGUAUGAAAUUUAUAUGCAUUAUUUGAAUUAGUAAAACGAAAAAGCUGGUUGAAUUUCAAUAAUUUCUGUAAAUUACUUCCAGAGUUAAGGCCCUUGUUUCAGUUUGUAGAACCUUGUGAACCCUCAACGACGAGAAUUAUAAUCUGAUCUGCAUGAAUUUGUCUUGUAAAUAAAUGCCCCCAAUUAUCUACAAAAGAAUAAAUGUGCGACAACCCUUUUCGACAACUCAGACGAUUUUUAGCUGUUGUGGGCAUGUUUCUUUGCCUGGCAACCUAUCUUAAUUCUUGGGUACAGGAGUACUAAGUAAGUGAAUUAAAAUGGAAUCUAGUGAAACAUGACAAUGUAAUUAAUACAGUAUACGUUGCUUUUAGUUUUAUGCUGGGUAAGUUUUCUACCUAUCUAAAUUUAUAAUUGUAUUUAUUUGUCAUUUAUGUGCACACAAUUCACAUUGUGAGAUGGGAGUAGUUGCUCCUUUAACUGACAUCAUAUACCUCCAUUCACAAGGCUUUCUGGCAGGUAUAUUUUCAUUGGACGAACCUAUACUAUGUUUAAUAAUCAGUAUCUGUAAUGUUUGAUAUGCAAUGAGCCCUUAAAAUAUAUUCUGAUGUUUGGACAUCGUAGUACAUGCAUAAUUACGGUUAUCUGUAUUUUUUUGUCCAUAUGUAUUGGGUUUCAACUGUGUAACUUUACAUGGAUUAAGAAUUAUAAUUGUUUUAUUAAGAAUCUUUAUAAAGAUCACAUAAUUGUUUUGUCUUUUUUGUCCUAUGUUGUAUAUUUUUUAUAAUAAAAAAAACUAAUAUUUAAUUA
Messenger RNA from Patella vulgata (common limpet), 3380 nucleotides. RefSeq names its product NEDD8-activating enzyme E1 catalytic subunit. Gene Ontology annotation, molecular function: NEDD8 activating enzyme activity. Gene Ontology annotation, cellular component: cytoplasm; nucleus. NCBI's taxonomy places the organism in Eukaryota, Metazoa, Mollusca, Gastropoda, Patellidae. Bases 213 to 1526 code for a protein of 437 amino acids. The transcript is spliced from 17 exons. The record is from RefSeq and is a predicted model, not a curated record. Gene Ontology annotation, biological process: protein neddylation.